AUGACACAGCAUAUUAAACAGACAUACAAUGAGGAUGUCAUUAGUAAAUCAGCAGAAGAUAAAAGGUUAUACCGGGGAUUAGAAUUAACAAAUGGAAUGAAAGUAUUGUUAGUAAGUGAUCCUGAUACUGAUAAAGCUUCAGCGGCUUUAGAUGUUAAUAUUGGAUAUAUGAAAGAUCCAUGGGAACUUCAAGGACUAGCUCAUUUUUGUGAGCAUAUGCUAUUUUUGGGUACAAAAAAGUAUCCAGAAGAAAAUGAAUAUAAUAAGUUUCUCAGUGAGCAUGGAGGUUCGUCUAAUGCCUUUACCUCAUCUGAACAUACUAAUUUUUACUUUGAUGUGGCAGCAGAAAAUUUAGCAGGAGCUUUAGACAGAUUCUCCCAAUUUUUUCAUUCACCUUUAUUUACACCAUCAGCUACUGAAAGAGAAGUGAAUGCUGUGAACUCUGAGAAUGAUAAGAAUUUACAGAAUGAUGCAUGGAGAGCAGCUCAAUUAGAAAGAUCUUUAGCUAAUCCUAAACACGAUUAUUAUAAAUUUGGAACAGGUAAUAAAUCAACAUUAGAAACUCUACCUAAAGCCUCUGGUAUAGAUGUACGAGAUGAACUAUUAAAAUUUCAUUCCAAAUAUUACUCAUCAAACAUUAUGGGCCUUUGUGUUCUGGGUAAAGAAACAUUAGAUGAAUUAAGUGAGUUAGUAGUCCCAUUAUUCUAUGAUGUAGAAAAUAAGAAUUUAACAGUUCCUGAAUGGUUAGAACAACCAUUUGAACGUGAAGAAUAUGUUACACGAGUCAAUGUUGUUCCUGUUAAAGAUGUACGACAUUUGAAUGUGUUUUGGUCAAUUCCUGAUCUCCAGCCAUAUUAUACCUCUAAUCCAGGUCAUUACUUGGGACAUUUAAUAGGUCAUGAAGGUGAAGGAAGUUUAUUAUCUGAAUUAAAAUCUAGAGGGUGGGUAAACAUGUUAAUGGGUGGACAGAAGGCAGGAGCUAAAGGUUUUGCAUUUUUUAUUGUAACAGUUGAUUUAACAGAUGAUGGAUUAGAUCAUGUAGAUGAUAUUGUCACUCUAAUCUAUCAAUAUAUUAAUAUGUUAAAAAAAGAAGGUACUAAAGAAUGGAUCUUUAAUGAAUGUAAGGAUUUAAGUGCUAUGACAUUCCGUUUCAAAGAUAAGGAAAAACCACACAAUUAUACCAGUAAACAUGCUGGAUAUUUACAUGAAUUCUUUUUACCAGAAGUAUUAAGUGGACCUUAUAUAAUGUCUGAAUACCGUCCAGAUUUAAUAGAAAUGGUUCUACAAAAACUAACUAUUGAUAAUAUGAAAAUGAUAGUAAUGGCUAAGAAAUUUGAAUCUGAAGCCCAUUUAAAAGAGAAGUGGUAUGAUACAGAUUAUAGUAUCAGUAAAGUGUCACCUGAAACAUUAAAUACCUGGUCAACCUGUGGUCUACAUAAUAACCUCAGAUUACCUGAGAAAAAUGAAUUUAUUGCCACGAAUUUUGACAUUAUACCAAAUGAAACAGAGGAUACACCAUUAACUAGAUUAUGGUAUAAAAAAGAUGAAAAAUUCCUUCUACCCAAAUCUUGUACCAAUAUAGAGUUAACUACGCCUCUAAGUUAUUCUGAUCCAGUGCAGUCUAAUUUGACCUAUCUAUUUGUUACAUUAUUUGCUGAUAAUUUAAAUGAAUAUGCAUAUGCUGCUGAAUUGGCUGGAUUACAUUAUAAUUUACAAUGUACACCUUAUGGUAUUCAUCUAUCUCUGAAAGGUUACAAUGAUAAACAAGAUAUAUUAUUAAAGAAGAUACUAGAAAAACUUACCACAUUUAAAGUUGACAGUAAAAGAUUUGAAAUUAUCAAAGAAUUGUAUGAGAGAAGUUUAAGAAAUUUUGAAGCCAAUCAACCUCAUGCUCAUGUAACAUAUUACACAUCAGUCUUGAUGUCAGAAGUCUACUGGACUAAUCAGGAAUUAUUAGACUGUUUAGAUGAGGUGACUGUAGAGAAAAUGGAAAAAUUCAUGCCUCAGUUGUUAUCAAAAUUGUACAUAGAGGCUUUAAUAUAUGGCAAUACAUCAAAACAGAAAGCAAUUGAAACCAUAGAAACAGUAGAGAGUGUAUUACAGACAAAUAUCGGUACCAAACCAUUGUUACCUAGCUUACGAAAACGUUACCGUGAAAUACAACUCCCUGAUGGUUGUUAUUAUAUAUAUCAAAAAACAAAUAAAGUACAUAAAAGUUCAUGUAUACAGAUGUAUUAUCAAACUGGUAUACAAUGUAAAGAAAAUAAUAUGUUAUUGGAAUUACUAUGCCAAAUUAUCAAUGAACCAUGUUUUAAUAUAUUACGAACUCAGGAACAGCUAGGUUAUAUUGUAAUGAGUGGUGUACGUAGAUCAAGUGGUGUACAAGGUUUAAGAUUUAUUAUCCAGUCUGAUAAAUCACCAAUCUAUGUUGAAUCCAGGGUAGAGGUUUUUAUUCAGAAAAUGGAGGAAUAUCUUGACAAUUUAUCAGAAGAAGAUUUCCAAAAACAUCUCAAAGCAUUGGCCUCAAAACGUGCUGAGCAACCUAAGAAAAUGUCUCUGCAGAAUAAUAGAUAUUGGAAUGAAAUUUCUUCACAGCAGUAUCAUUUUGAUAGAGAUGCAUGUGAGAUUGCUUGUCUAAAAACAUUCUCAAAAACUGAUUUAAUCAAUUAUUUUAAGGAAAUGAUUGUAUUAAAUGCACCUAAAAGACACAAGUUAUCUGUACAUGUUAUAUCUAGUUCUAUAGAGAAUGAAACUAUAAAUAAAGUAGCUGAUGACAUAAUUGAUGGUCUAGCACCCCCACCUACAUUACCUCCACCUGUGAUAAUUGAAGAUGUGAAUAGUUUUAAGAAUACACUAGGAUUAUAUCCACUAGCAAAGCCUUAUAUAGAUAUCAACACUGCAAAAUCAAAACUUUAAUAUAUUUACUUAAAACUAAUGUAGUCUACUAUGAACUAUGUUUUGUUAAUUACAUGUAGUAGCAUAUUUUAACAAUACUCUAGUAACAUAAUUAUAUCUUUGGUUAUGGUUUUAAAGGUUGUAGGAUGUAGUGAAUUACAAUAGAUAAUUCACUUUCUUAUUUUAAGUUGUAUAGAUCUCUUAAAGAAAUGAGAAGAACUGCCAUUGAUUAAAGCUAUCAUGCUUUUAUAAAAAGUGGAAUUAUAAUUUGAAAAAAAUAAAGCCCCAUUCAUGGCCAUUCUUCGGCCGUAUUUACUUUUAGCAAUCUCCUUACUUGUUGAAGAAAUAUGGCCCAACUAUGUCUGUGCUUAAUAUCAACUGACUAGUAGGAUUGCCUUACCUGGCUUUUAGUGUUAGUUGGUGCCAAAGAUAUUUCUUCAACAAGUAUGGCACUGCUUGUCAUGUUUUACAUAGGGAUGAUAGUUUUAAGAAACACCUUUGUCAAAUCUUAAAUCUUAUUUUAUAAUCAGUAAAAUAUAUUAUUAGGCCUACAGUAAAAUACCUCAGAAAUCAGGCCUGUUAUUCAGGUUUGUAUGUUCAUGGUAAUAACUAUCAAAGGUUGUGAUGCAUUUAUGGGUGUCAUUAACAUAAUAUAUAUAACAUAACAUAUACAUAUAUUUUCACUGUUAAAAUAGUGUUCCAUAAAGCAAUUGUGCAGCAAUAUAGAAAUAUU
Lottia gigantea (owl limpet) is the source of this 3628-nucleotide messenger RNA. RefSeq lists its product as hypothetical. Gene Ontology annotation, cellular component: cytosol; mitochondrion. The transcript is spliced from 26 exons. Gene Ontology annotation, biological process: peptide catabolic process. Lineage: Eukaryota; Metazoa; Mollusca; Gastropoda; Lottiidae. The record is from RefSeq and is a predicted model, not a curated record. The coding region runs from base 1 to 2916 and encodes 971 amino acids. Gene Ontology annotation, molecular function: metal ion binding; metalloendopeptidase activity.